This is a messenger RNA of Anarrhichthys ocellatus (wolf-eel), 2920 nucleotides long. RefSeq names its product germ cell-specific gene 1-like protein. Gene Ontology annotation, cellular component: plasma membrane. The record is from RefSeq and is a predicted model, not a curated record. Lineage: Eukaryota; Metazoa; Chordata; Actinopteri; Perciformes; Anarhichadidae. The coding region runs from base 1478 to 2542 and encodes 354 amino acids. The transcript is spliced from 8 exons.
GGAGGAAAGAAAGGAAAAGCUCAUUCCCAUGGAUACGUUGGUUCAAACACUUAUUCACUCUUUUAGUUUAAUCAUCGAGCACCUAGUGAAAGUUACAGUUGCAUAGAGCUCAGACUGGUGUUAAAGGUUUUUGGGAGGUUGCGAAAAUGGACAGAUGCAGGAAGAGAGGGGGCACUACAGUAACAGAUGGACUUAGAGGGAUUACAUGAUUCAGGAUGGGUUUGUGACAUAAAUUCCAAAGAAAGACAGAAAAGAGAGUAGAGGCGUGGAGACAGACGCUCAGUCGCUCCAUCCGUCUUGCAUCUCCGUCUCCAACUAUUGCCAGGAGGAUUAAAGAGACGAGUGCAGCUGGAGAGGUAAAGGGCCACUCCUGGAGGAGGAAUACUAGCGACAGAUGCAGAGGGUAAAGAUGAAGAGGUUAGUGACACGGAGAAUCGGUUCAAGAUGGAGCAAAUAAAACCAAGUUCUUAAGGAGAUUUUUAAGCGCUCUUGUACAAGGCGGACAUAACGGAGGACUGCAAGACGUGAAAGUGUUUUUCUGUGACGGCAACCUCAUGUUUGACCUGAAGUGGUACAAGGGACAAGAAACAUAUCUUAGGGUCUGUGAUCUGAUGGGGAGACAUUGCAUGAGAGAGAGACAGCAGACAUGGGUCCAGCAGUGGAGUUCAUGAUGAGCGGCAGGGUCAGGCCCGAGUGAGUUAAUAAUCAGGAAGCAGGAAGAUAUUAGCCGGGGUCACAGGAUAGCACACGUUACUUGCUCUUACAUAGCUCGUCUGGAGGACGUAUGUGUCCUCAGGCACUUUUAUGGCUCACUGAUAUUCAACAAAGCUAGAUGUCACCAUAUGGACACCCUGGUUUCAGCCUUUAUGUGCUCUAUUCAACAAUUUAAAGGUUUUUUUGGUACAGUCAUACUGAUCUAUUAAGUGCACACGCAAAUGGGUCUACAAGUGCUGAAGUCAGGGGAUGUAUGGCCACAAUCAUUCACCACAAGGACCAAUAGCAGGACAUCACAUUAACGCUGUCUGGCCAGCAUUCUGUUAUGUCCUUGCAUUUCUCCUAGAGUGAACCACCGUCCUCCUAAAUCCCUUCUUGUUCAUUUAUUUUGUUCCAUCUACCCUUUCCCACGUGAAUCAACUUUAGAGCAUCUUAUCCACCUCCCUCCCCUCUCGCUCUCGUUAUCUUCCUCUCUUUUAAUCACAUUGACUUUAAAGUAUCACCGUGUCAGCUUUGUUUUGUCAUCUUCUGCCUGUACUGUUACAUCAUAAUUAUCUUUCCAUUUAAACCUGGCAGCUCAUCACCUCUUUAAACCAGCCCAAAACAUCUGUGCCGCCCUCACGGCUCCAUCUGUGACUGCAGCCGUACCCUCUGUCCUGUUUGUCCUAUUCCAACGUGCAGCAUCUGCCCCAUCUUUGCCUUUCUUUCUCUCCCCCCCCUCUCUCUCUGUCCUCCCUCUGCCUCCCUCUUCUCCUGUGUGGCCAUGCUGGAGGGUAUGUCCCGUCGAUCUCGCUCCCUGCUCUCCCUGACCUUGACCACUCUGGCUCUGGCCCUCUCCAUCCUGGCUCUCUGCACCUCUUACUGGUGUGAGGGCACCCACAAGGUGGUCAAGCCACUCUGCCUGUCGCCCGUCAAAAUGAAGAACUGUGGUCAGAACAACAGCGAGCCUUACACCACAGAGAGUCCUACCCAGAACCCCUUCAACCGCACACUGUCUCCAGCCAGGAGGGACGAGCUGGCCAAGAUCAGACAGAGGCAGCUGGCCAACGCAGUUCAGUACAUCUGGGAGACGGGAGAAGACAAGUUUGCUUUUAGAUACUUCCACACUGGUUUCUGGGAAAGCUGUGAGAAACACAGCGAUGGGGAGAAGUGUCGAAGCUUUAUAGAGUUAACACCUGGAGAAACACAAGGUGUGCUCUGGCUCUCAGUGAUUUCAGAGUUUACGUACAUCGGUCUGCUGGGGAUGGGCUUCUUACUGAUGUGGCUGGAAGUCUUGUGUUCCAAAAAAGAGAUGCACUCGCUAAAAAUUAAUGCCUAUGCAGCUAUCUGUACUGUGUUAUCAGGUCUUCUUGGGAUGGUGGCCCAUAUGAUGUUCACCACAGUGUUUCAGAUGACAGUCAUUGUGGGCCCCAAAGACUGGAGGCCUCAGUCCUGGGACUACGGCUGGUCUUUUGCCCUUGCCUGGGUGUCCUUCAGUUGCUGUAUGGGGGCGGCUGUGGUCACACUCAACUCCUACACAAAGACCAUCAUCGAGCUCCGUCGCAAACAGAGGCUCCGUUUGGAGGAAGCAAGAGCCGCCACUCAUGCUCCUUCCUAUGACGAGGUCGUUCCAGGAGGCGGGCUCUACUCUGUCAGCGGCCUGUUGCAGUGUCCAGACGGCAUGAUCGACGUAGCGUGGGCCCCGAAUGGCAGUGUGGUUGGAGUGGGAAAUGGGGAUGUACCAACGCUGGUUUUGGUCGGAGGCUGUGGCUCAGAGGGGUGUGAAGACUGUGAGAGAGAGAUGGAUGAGAUGGAUGAGGCCAUGGACCGAGUUGAUUCACCUUGUUAAGGGAUUUUUUAUAUCCAUCAACUUAAAAGGCCUGAAAAACUGAAAAAGGAAAGAUGCUGUCACCGUGCUGAAGACGGAUCAACGUGAGCAAAUAGAUCCUGUUUUUCUUUUCUUUCACUAUGACUUUCAGUGAAGUUGGGAAAUAUUAAUUUGUGGUUGAAGGCCGGUCAAAUCAAUGCAUACCAAACUGCAAAGACUAUAGUAUAUAAAUAUGUCACACUGACAUGCAAGACUGCGUGUUUUCUGGGUAUUUCUCAGUGCCUCAUGCUAGGAAAGUAAAUGUGUGUCUCAAUAUGUAAAGGCAUAUACAUGUUUAAAUAAUUGUAUUGUUUAUAUAUCAACAUGCAAUGUAUAAGGACAACGAUCAUUUCACUGCUU